CAAGUGUGUUCACUGUGAAGGGUCUCCCACGCCAAUAGGUUGCCAUGUUCACAAUCGUGAAGAACGAGAUUGACGGCAAUAUGAAGUAUCAUAUCCUUGCGCCGGAUGAAGUGGAGGCUUACAACGACAUCUUCAAGGUGUUUGACGAGGGAGGAAAAGGAUACCUGACAGCAAGCGAUUUCAGUAGAGUGGGCAACAUCCUCCACACCAGCAACGCCGACACGUCAGACGUCUGUAGCAGCUUUGACAUCAACGGUGACGGUAAAGUGACGCUGGACGAGCUACUAACUGUCGUCACGUGCAUGAAUCAGAAGGCAAAUACAGAAACGGAAAUGUCCCACGUGUUCCGACUGCUGGACAAGAACAGCGAUGGUUGUCUGGACAAGGAGGAACUCAAGCAGUUGAUGACGUCGUUGGGGAAACAGUUGUCUGAGAAGGAGGUGGAUGAACUGAUCAUGAAGUUUGACAGCGACCUGGACGGCCGUCUACAGUAUGGAGAAUUUGUGAAGAUGUUGUCCUCAUAAAGCAAACUUUGGGAGACGUCUGCAGAAAAGACAACGAUCUGCUGAGACAUUCGGCUCAUCACCGUCCAAGACCCCAGGGUGAGCGACUGCUGCCAUCUUGACACACGGUUGCACAACCACUGCUGACAUGAACAUUUGCAUUGUCAAUUUUGCUGACUCAGCUAUUCAGCUGAUUGCUCUAUUUGUCUAGUGUACACAAUAUUAUUGAUUUAUCUAUUAUCACACGUGUUAUUUUAAGGUUAACUGUGCAAUAAAGUUACUUUAGGGUACACUUUUUGUCUUUGAUUUAUUGAAUGAAUAUUAAAGUGUGAACACAGAA
Haliotis rubra (blacklip abalone) is the source of this 843-nucleotide messenger RNA. RefSeq names its product calmodulin-like. NCBI's taxonomy places the organism in Eukaryota, Metazoa, Mollusca, Gastropoda, Lepetellida, Haliotidae. The transcript is spliced from 5 exons. The coding region runs from base 45 to 524 and encodes 159 amino acids. Gene Ontology annotation, molecular function: enzyme regulator activity; calcium ion binding. The record is from RefSeq and is a predicted model, not a curated record.